GGUAAUAGGAUUGUGGCUUCCCUCCCGAGCGGCCACCCAGGCCAUGGCUGUGGGGCCAGCAACUGGUGCUUAGCAACUCCGACAACCUGCGUGCCAAGGAGCCGGUGUGCAGCCCGGACCCCGUGCCCUGGCCAGUCUCAUAUGCAUGGAAUGGUGCUGUGCCCCGUGCCAGAAGGCCCCGCUCACCAUGGUGCUGAGUGCCUUCCUGGCGCGAGGGAGAGACGUGUGCAGGCGGAAUGGGCUGCUCAUCCUGUCUGUGCUGUCUGUCAUCGUGGGCUGCCUCCUUGGCUUCUUUCUGAGGACCCAGCGCCUCUCCCCACAGGAAAUUAGUUAUUUCCAGUUCCCUGGAGAGCUCUUGAUGAGGAUGUUGAAGAUGCUGAUCCUACCACUGGUGGUCUCCAGCUUGAUGUCUGGCCUUGCCUCCUUGGAUGCCAAGACCUCUAGCCGCCUGGGCAUCCUCACCGUGGCAUACUACCUAUGGACCACCUUCUUGGCCGUUAUCGUGGGCAUCAUCAUGGUCUCCAUCAUCCACCCAGGUGGUGCAGCCCAGAAGGAGAUAACUGAGCAGAGUGGGAAGCCUGUCAUGAGCUCGGCGGACGCCCUGCUGGACCUCAUCCGGAACAUGUUCCCAGCCAACCUGGUGGAAGCCACAUUCAAACAGUACCGCACCAAGACCACUCCAGUUAUCAAGUCCCCCAAGGUGGCCUCAGAGGAAGCCUCUCCUCGGAGAAUCCUCAUCUAUGGAGUCCAGGAAGAGAAUGGCUCUCGUGUGCAGAACUUCGCCCUGGACCUGACCCCGGCACCUGAGGUGGUUUACAAGUCAGAGCCAGGCACCAGCGAUGGCAUGAAUGUGCUGGGCAUCGUCAUCUUCUCUGCCACCAUGGGCAUCAUGCUGGGCCGCAUGGGUGACAGCGGGGCCCCACUGGUCAGCUUUUGCCAGUGCCUCAAUGAGUCUGUCAUGAAGAUCGUGGCUUUGGCUGUGUGGUACUUCCCCUUUGGCAUUGUGUUCCUCAUCGCUGGCAAGAUCCUGGAGAUGGAUGACCCCAAGGCUGUUAGGAAGAAGCUGGGUUUCUACGCCAUCACUGUGGUAUGCGGGCUCGUGGUCCACGGCCUCUUCAUCCUGCCCCUGCUCUACUUCCUCAUCACCAAGAAGAACCCCAUCGUCUUCAUCCGUGGUGUCCUCCAGGCCCUGCUCAUCGCACUAGCCACCUCCUCCAGCUCAGCCACACUGCCCAUCACCUUCAAGUGCCUGCUGGAGAACAACCACAUCGACCGGCGCAUUGCCCGCUUUGUGCUGCCUGUAGGCGCCACCAUCAACAUGGACGGCACUGCGCUCUACGAGGCCGUGGCUGCCAUCUUCAUUGCCCAGGUCAACAACUACGAGCUGGACUUUGGCCAGAUCAUCACCAUCAGUAUCACAGCCACUGCAGCCAGCAUCGGGGCAGCUGGCAUCCCCCAGGCUGGGCUUGUCACCAUGGUCAUCGUGCUUACCUCUGUGGGACUGCCCACCGACGACAUCAACCUCAUCAUCGCUGUGGACUGGGCUCUGGACCGAUUCCGUACCAUGAUUAACGUGCUGGGUGAUGCAUUGGCUGCAGGGAUCAUGGCCCACAUCUGCCGGAAGGACUUUGCUCGGGAUACAGGCACCGAGAAACUGCUACCCUGCGAGACCAAGCCCAUGAGCCUCCAGGAGAUUGUGGCAACCCAGCAGAAUGGCUGUGUGAAGAGUGUGGCUGAGCCCUCCGAGCUGACCUUGGGUCCUGCCUGCCCCCACCAUGUCCCUGUACAGGUGGAGCAGGAUGAGGAGCCAGCCAUCACCAGUCUGGACCAUUGCACCAUUGAGAUCAGUGAGCUUGAGACUAAUGUCUGAGCAUGCAGGGGCUGCAGGGACCAGGCAAGGCCCCUGGGGCCAGGAGCCAGGAGCAGGAUCUUAACUCAC
This is a messenger RNA of Marmota flaviventris (yellow-bellied marmot), 1939 nucleotides long. RefSeq names its product solute carrier family 1 member 7 (gene Slc1a7). Gene Ontology annotation, cellular component: plasma membrane. Lineage: Eukaryota; Metazoa; Chordata; Mammalia; Rodentia; Sciuridae. Gene Ontology annotation, biological process: L-glutamate transmembrane transport. Gene Ontology annotation, molecular function: neutral L-amino acid transmembrane transporter activity; glutamate:sodium symporter activity; L-glutamate transmembrane transporter activity. The record is from RefSeq and is a predicted model, not a curated record.